Molecule: messenger RNA, 1003 nt
Organism: Drosophila kikkawai
Lineage: Eukaryota; Metazoa; Arthropoda; Insecta; Diptera; Drosophilidae
Product: hornerin
Source: RefSeq, a predicted model, not a curated record
GGCUUUUUCAAACUUUCCGCGGCGGUCACACUGCUGCUAAAGAGAAAAUUGAGGGAAUAUAAAUAACUUUUAAGCGAUAAACAAGACGAUUUGAGGAUUAAUAUCUCACAGCAAGGACACAUCGAAAUGGAUCGCAAUAACGGACGCUACCCCUACAAUAUACGGCGACAGAACAGCGGCGGCGGCGGCCACAAUGCUCUCCACAGCUACCACCACCACCAUCACAGCAACAACAACAACAACGUCGGCUCAUCCUCGUCACCGGCGGGGGCGACGUCCAGUGCAUCUGGCUAUAGCAAUCACAGUGCCGGCAACUCACCCUCAUCGCUGGGCGGGCACAGCAGCAGUAGCAGCAACAACAGUAAUGCCGGUGCAACCUAUGGCCAAGGUGCCGCCCAGAGCCAGAAUCUGCCGCUAUCUCAGCAUGACGAGCUGAUCCGGUACAUCCAUGAGGCCUGGAACAAGGUUAAGGAGCAGGGCCCACCUGUGAUCUACUGCAACGAAUCUGAUAAUCAGCUGAAAAACUUCAAGCCAUUCGAUCUGGAGGAGUACUGGGGCCAGCGCCUGAUCCAGAACAUUCACGUGACGCCCACACAGGCCGGGGGACACCAGUAGGCCGGAUGAAAAUGGGAAUCUUACAGACGGACUACGGCAUGUGCUUCAUGUGCUAACAAUUAAUUAAAUUAUAUACACAAAACGGGAGGGGUGCCAAUUUCCCCAUGAUUUUGACUACUUUCCAUGUGAUUGGAAUUUACACUUUUUAUUUUUGUGCGCCUUUGCUUUGGACUAUUAAAUUUGAAAAAAAUUUGUAUAAAAAAGAGAAUCCACUGCCAGCUGAAAGGCAAAUGAUACAUGCAAUAAAUAAAAUUAUUGGCUGACUUUCUCUCCCCCCCAAUGGCACCCCUAAUUUAGCAUGCUGUCUGCAUUUAAGUGUUGUGCAUUAAGCGCGCUUUAAAUUUUGACCAGAACAACAACAAUAAACAAAUUUUAGAGCGUAGAAAAA